This is a messenger RNA of Myotis davidii, 2157 nucleotides long. It is a transcript of the gene NKPD1, whose product is annotated as NTPase, KAP family P-loop domain containing 1. The record is from RefSeq and is a predicted model, not a curated record. The transcript has 7 exons. Bases 1 to 1890 code for a protein of 629 amino acids. NCBI's taxonomy places the organism in Eukaryota, Metazoa, Chordata, Mammalia, Chiroptera, Vespertilionidae.
AUGCACCAGCACUACACCGUCCACUUCACCAAGGGCACCCUGCCCCCCCGGAGCCCUACCGAGAGCUACUUCUUGGACCCAGAGUUGGGGCACCAAAAAGGAAACCCGACCUGGUUCCUGCCAGUGGCCCCAGGAGUCAGGGACCCAGGCCCAGUCACCCCCACUUCCUUCCUUCCAGGAUGCUGCCAGCAGUGGUGCCAUGACCCAGCGGCCCUGCCAGCCCACAGGCCCUAUCAGCUGUCCCCCCAGGUGUGGUGGCAGGUCGCCUACCACAGCCACCAGGGGUGUGUCGGGGGCUGUCGCUGGGGCCCCCAGCCCCCUAUCCUGCAGCAGCAGAGGCAGCCCCACCCCGCACCUUCUAGCCCCCUGCGGCAGCAUCUCUGCCCUGUUCCUGGUGCCCAGAAGGGACCACCUACAGCCACCACUGCCCCCAAGGGACCGGCCUGCGCCCCCCAGCUGCCCCCUGCACCCACCACAGCACCCACCAUGGCCAGCAGAGGCCCAGCCCUGCCCUCCGCAACCAGCAUCCACAGGCCCACUGACCAGGCCACAGAGGAUGUGUGGCAGGGCGGUGAGCACCAGCUGGCUGGCCAGCUCUGGUUGUGGGAGGUGGUCCAUGAGCAGCUGCAGCAAGAGCGGCCAUUCCAGACCACGGCAGUGGCUGAGGGCCUGUCCCUGGCCAGAUCCUUUGGUUCCCAGGCCCCCAGUGUCUCUGCCACCCACUCCCAGAGGCACCACCGCUCGGGUCACCCAGAGAAAGAUAUCCUGACAGAGGAUGAUGUCUACUGCAGCUGCCUGGCCAAGACCCUCUGCCACGUGCCUGUGCCUGUGACCGUGGGUUUCUACGCUGCCUUUGGCUGCCGCCUGCACCUGAUGCUGGACAAGAUCACGGGUGAGGAUCUGUGUGUGUUGGGGGCGGCCACCACGCUUUCGGGCUCGGGCCUGCUCAUGGCCGUGUUCUCGGUGGGCAAGCACCUGUUCGUGAGCCAGCGCAAAAAGAUCGAGCGGCUCGUGUCGCAGGAGAAGUUCGGCAGCCAGCUGGGCUUCAUGUGCGAGGUGAAGAAGGAGGUGGAGCUGCUCACCGACUUCCUGUGCUUCCUGGAGAUCUACCAGCGGCGCCGGCUGCGCGUCGUGCUGGAGAUCACCGGGUUGGACACGUGCUACUCGGAGCACGUGGUGGGCGUGCUCAACGCCAUCAACACGCUGCUGUCUGACUGCCACGCGCCCUUCAUCUUCAUCCUGGUGGUGGACCCCAGCAUCCUGGCCGCGUGCCUCGAGAGCUCUGGCUCCAUGAAGGGCACGGCCGACAACGGCUACGUCUUCCUCAAUCGCACUGUCACGCUGCCCUUCUCCGUGCCCAUCAUGGGCCACCGCACGAAGCUGCAGUUCCUGCACGACGCCGUGCAGAGCCGCGACGACCUGUUGUACCGCGAGAUGACGCCCGCGAGUCUCUGGGACGUGUUCCGCGACAACAGCAGCGAGCUGCACUCCCUGACCAAGGAGCUGCACAACGUGCUGGACCUGGACGGCGACCCCGAGCUCUUCCAGCGCUUCCUGAGCGCCGACUUCCCCUUCACCGUGGCCGAGGCACAGAACCUGCUGCGCUGCACCGUCAACCUGGACCAUUCCAUCCGCCGCCGCAUGGGCCUCCUCCUGGCGGUCAAAGCGCUCAAACCGCCCAGCCCGCCCAAGUCCCCAGCCGGCGACGCCCCCCACGCUGCUAAUGGAGCCAACCACACCCCUUCGGCGGCCUCCACCGCCCACGGAGCCAGCCACGGAGCCAGCCACGACUCCCGGGCUGCCCGCGCUGUCACCAGAGCCAACCAGGCCCGCGAGGUCCCCCACCCCCGAGACAUGAAGCAAAGGCAUAAGCCCAGACCCGUGGCUUGAGUGUCCUGCGCUCAGGGAAUCCAGCUUUCAUUCAGGGGCGGUGCCUUGAAUGAAGGACUCUGGGGCAGCAAGGGCAACAGUGCCCCCUCUGCCCAGGUGAGGACACAUGCAGGGACCCAGAGCCCAGUGUUGGGAAUGAGGCCUGUGGUGGCCACAUUCCCCGCGUAAAUCUGAGCGUAGCUGACGACAGUGCCAGGAUCCCAAAGCUGCAGGACGACCACUGAAGACUCAGUUCAAGUGCAAUAAAUUAAGGCGUGAGAGCCUUUG